UUAUAUUUGUUGGACACCAUGCGCUGUUAUUACGACGAGCUCGAGCUCCGACGAGACGCUAAUGAUGGGGAUAUUAAAACCGCUUACCGCAAAAUGGCACUACGCUGGCACCCUGAUAAGAACCUUGACAGACUGGCGGAAGCGAAAAACCGCUUUCAGCUAAUUCAGCAGGCGUACGAAGUGCUCUCCGAUCCGCAAGAGCGAUCUUGGUACGACAACCACCGCGAGCAGAUCCUGCGCGGCAAGAACUCAGAGUACUCCGAAAACUGUCUAGACGUGUUCCAGUUCUUCACCAGCUCGUGUUACAAGGGCUAUGGAGAUGAUGAUCAUGGCUUUUACCACGUGUACACCCAGGUCUUUGUCCAGAUCGCCUCGGAGGACAUCGAGUUCAUGGACGAAAACGACCGACUGGGAAUGGCGCCAGACUUUGGCCAUGCGAACAGCAGCUAUGAGGAGGUGGUGGGUCCAUUCUACGCCUUUUGGCAGGCCUAUAGCACCAGGAAGACCUACGAGUGGCUGUGCCCGUACGACGUACGAGAGAUCAAGGAACGCUUCAUCCUACGGAAGGUUGAGAAGGAGAUGAAAAAGAUUGUCCAGAGUGCCCGCAAAGAGCGCAACGAAGAGGUUCGCAACCUGGUCAACUUCGUUCGGAAGCGUGACCGCAGAGUGCAGGCCUAUAGGCGCGUGCUUGAAGAGCGUGCCGAGGCCAAUCGACUUAAGCAGGAGGAGAAACGCAAGGAUCAGUUAAGAAAGCGACAGGAGGAACUGGCGGCCGUCACAGAGAAUAAAGUCUUCAACGAGGGCUACGAGGAGCAAUUGAAGCAGUUGGAGCAGCAGUACGAAAGCGAGUCGGAUGGAUAUACAGAUGAAGAUGUGGACGGCGAAAAUACGGAGCAGGAAGUUAAUGGGGAAUUUAAAAAUUUCGAGGUGGAGUACGUCGACGAUCUGUACUGCGUGGCGUGUAACAAGACAUUUAAAAAUGCGAAUGCUCGUGGAAAUCACGAGGAAAGCAAAAAGCACAGGGAAAAUGUCAGCCGGAUGUGCCAGGAAAUGGAAGAGGAAGAGGAAGCUUUUAACGAAAAAUCCCAAGAAGAUAGUGUAAGUGAUGUAGAAGAGUUACUGGAUGAAUUUAAAAUUGAUGACGAUGAGAUUUCUGGAGGGGAGGCACUAAGUGAGGAAGAUUCUCCCCUCACUAAGCGCAACAAAAGGAAUAAAAAAUCUAAAAAGUCAGCCGCGAGGCAAGCACAAGAGGAGGCCGGCGAUGGCCUAGAUCAAUCCUUAGAUUUUAAAUCCACCAAGAGCGAGUCAGAGGACGAAAAUUGGAGUAAAGGCAAAAGGACGGCCAAAAAGAGCAAAAGCAAAAAGUCAGCGUUAAUCAAGAUAAAGCAAGCAGAGCCAACGAUUGAGGAGUCAACCCCAAAAAAGGCCAACGAUGCUCAAAAAGGCUGUGAUGAAGAUAUUGAUCCCUCCAAGCCGCAACACUCUUGCGUCACCUGUAGGCUUGUUUUUGACUCUAAGAAUAAACUAUUUACGCAUCUGAAGAAAACUAACCAUGGCGUAUACAUACCUAAAGCCAAGCCUGAUGUUGAGGGCAAACCUGGAAAAUCCAAGGGCAAGCGGAACAAGUAGAACCGAAGCAACAGCUAGGCUCAUUCUAUCCAUAUUGUAGAAAUGUUAGAACUUUUUAUGUUUAUGUUAAAAUUAAUUCGAAAAUGAAGUAAUGUAUGGUCUCUUUAAA
This is a messenger RNA of Drosophila eugracilis, 1738 nucleotides long. RefSeq names its product dnaJ homolog subfamily C member 21. Bases 19 to 1629 code for a protein of 536 amino acids. Gene Ontology annotation, cellular component: cytoplasm. The transcript has 2 exons. The record is from RefSeq and is a predicted model, not a curated record. Lineage: Eukaryota; Metazoa; Arthropoda; Insecta; Diptera; Drosophilidae. Gene Ontology annotation, molecular function: zinc ion binding; nucleic acid binding.